GAGCUCUCGCAAGCCAUGUUGCGCCUGGGCAUGGGCCUGGAGAAGGAGUAUGCCUAUGACAUCUUCAGCAACCUGAUGGUAAGUUGGAGGGGGGGUGACUGUUGGGAUACUGCCAGGGAGACGGGGGCAUCAGGCGGGCCCCCAGCUGGCUCCGAACAAUCACCGGUCUCCUGUGGAACAGCAUCAGUAAAUUAGCAACACGAGCUUCAGAUACGUUCCAAGACCCAUGCACACCCUUUCAGCAGGGUGUAUAAAUCUUCCACAAUGGAAGAAGCAGACAGAGAGAGCAUAUUUACAGCUUUAUUCAGCUUAGUUCAGGAACAAAGGAAAACAUGACUGCUUGCCUUCAUAUCCAGCAAAACAGCAGCAUAUCAAAAGCUACAUGCAAUGGAAGUUCCCAGCAAGAGCUGGAAGUAAACAGGCAUGUGAUACACAAACGUCAUGCCUGUACCCUUUUAAGGUGGAACGGAACUAUAUCCUAACAGUGACUUCCAUCCUGAGGACCAGUGUUGGAAUCCCCGCCUCCCAAGAGAGGCCCCUGUGGGCUGACCUCUCUCAGAGGAUUUUGGGUGGGGUUGUUGUCCUCUCUCCCUGCCAUGGGGGCUUCCCAAAGGCCCCUUGCUUGGCUGGUAGGGGACUCAGAAUUUUAGAGUUGGACGAGACCUCCAAGGGUCCUAUAGUCUGACCCCCUGCAGUGCAGGAAUGUCCCCAAAGCACCCAUGACAGAUGGCCAUCCAGCCUCCGUUUACAAAUGAAGGGGAGUCCACCACCACCGCUCAGCUGUCAAACAGGUCUUACCACCAGGAAGGUGGGAUUAACAGAUCCACAUUAAUUGUCAAGUUGGAUGGGACCUCCAAGGGUCCUCUAGACUGACCCUCUGCAGGGCAGGAAUCUUUUGCUCAAACCUAUGACCCUCAGAUUAAUAAUAAAUAAUAAUAAAUUUUUAUUUAUACCCCACCCUUCCUGGUUCAGAAAACCGGGCUCAGGGUGGCUAACAACCAAUUUAAAACACUUAAUUGUAAAAGCAGCGUAAAAUACAGUAUAAAAACAUGAAUAACAAUAAAAUUCAAAAUUCAGAAAUCAAUUUGGGGAAAAUCCAUCCAAUAAACAUUGGAUAGUCACCAGGGCUAGCUGGCUGAAUUAGUCCUACUUGGGCCAGUGAGGAGACCAGGGGAGAAUUAGCUGUGGGGUCUCAGAGCGGGUGAUCUUCAUAAAAGGGGAGGGAAGGAAAGGGAAAUAAAAGAUCAGGCUGAAUUCAAAUUAAAGGCCAGGCGGAAUAGCUCUGUCUUAACAGGCCAGGCAGAAGGAGGUUAAAUCCUGCAGGGCCCUGGUCUCCUGGGACAGAUCAUUCCAGCAGGUCGGAGCCACCACUGAGAAGGCCCUGGCCCUGGUGGAGGAUUGUCUGACUUCCUUAGUUCCCGAGACCUCUAAACUAUGCUUAUUCAUGGACCUUAAGGUCCUCUGCGGGGCAGACCAGGAGAGGCGGUCCUGUAAAUACGAGGGUCCUAAAAGCCCUAAGAGCCUCCUGUUCUACUGAGUGACAGCUGUCACGGCUCCCUUGCUUUGUCCUCUCCCAAAGGACGGGGGUUUAUAAGAAGAAGGGAAGGGGGGUGCAGCAACCUCAGGGCUCCUUUCUCCCCCCCCCUUUCCUCCCCACAGCAGAAGCAGCCGCAUUACGCCUUCCGGGGGCUUGAUAUGCCCAGGUCUGUGACGGGAGAGAUGCGUGGUCUCAUCAUCGACUGGCUGGUGCAAGUGCAUGUAGGUACCAGCAGGAACCCCCCCCCAAUCUCUCCCCCCCCCCGGAAGAGCGGGUGGGGAAGUUUGUUUGGGGUGGGGCUGCAGGAGGCCCUGAGUUUCCAUCCCCUUGCAGCAGACUCAGGUGGGCAGGGAGGCAUCCAGGGCCGGCUCUGCAAUGGGACAAGGUGAGGCAGGCACCUCGGGUGGCAGAAUGGGAGGGGCGGCAGGUUUGGCUCCCUCCCCUUGCUGGAGAGGCAAACUUCUGCCCUGAAGGGGGUCACCAGGAGUCCUUGGAGCAAGCAAGAGUUGGGGGCUUGGUGGAGCCUUUGUUGUGGGGCAGAAUAUCGGGGAAUGGCGGCCCCAAAGUCAUAGAAUCACAGAGCUGAAGAGUUGGAAGGGACGAGGAGAAGGAGGAGCUGGACUGGGACGCUUUGUGGCAGAAAGUUGUGUCUAAUCCUGCUUCUGCCCACCCCCCAGGAAUACCUGGCCCUGGCGGACGAGACUCUCUUCCUGGCCGUCUACCUCUUGAACGCCUACUUGAAAGCGGGCCGAGUGCGAAUCUCCACCCUGCAGCUCCUGGCUGCCACCUGCCUCUUCCUGGCCUGCAAGGUAGAGGAGAGCAGUUGCCCUCAGGUGAGCAGGAGGCCGCAGGUGGGAGGGGGAGGCUCUGGUGCCCAGUCCAGGGAGGGGGGCUGUCCUAGACUCCCACCUCUAGGAGAGGCAGUUGAGACUCUGUGCCUGUCAAGGGGACUGUUCACACUGAAUAGCUGUGGCUGGGCUGUGGCCUUAGUUGUGGGGCUUCCUCUGGUGGGCUGAUCCUGCACAGCUCAGGGGGUCCAGGCCGGCCCCUCUCCUGCCCCUCUCCUGCAAAUGAGCACCUUGUGGGGGGUAGGCAGGGAGGCCAAGGGCAGGAGGAGGAGACUCAGACAGGCGCCUCUCUCAUCGCCUCCCAGUUUAUUUUUUUUACUUGCUAUGAUGUUAAUAUUGUUUUGCCUUGUUGAUUUGUCAAUCAUAUUGUCAACACACUGCUGUCAUCUCCAUGAGGGCUGCGAGAUCCCAGGGGUUGGGGGGGGCACACUUUCCAGGGUCCAUGUUCCUCUCUGGGACAAUGAGGCACAGCAGAGACUGCAGUGUCUUCAUGAAAUAUGGUUUUAUUUGCCCAUAUAUGUGACCUGCACCUUGAUGGGAGGAUUCCAGAACAUUUGCAUCCUAUGGGGUUUUGCUACCCCAUCCUCAAGGAGCGUUGGACUCAAAAGGACAGCAAAAAGCCACACUCUGUGUCUCUUGGUUCUAGACUGUCACUCCCCAGCUCUCUUGGAGAAGCCCCCCACCUUCUCCUUCUCGCUGUUACUCCAAGGAGCUCCCGCCAGCCUAUGCCAUUCAAAGUUGAAUCCCUAAACCUCUGCCUGAUUCCUUGAUGGACCAUCACUGACUUUUGGCCCCUGCUGAUGGCCAAAGUUUAGCCCAAACUUAACUCCAGGAAUGAUGGGGAGGCUGUGGCACCCAGGAAUUUAGGGGAAUCUGGCCCCCCAAACCCAUAACAAUAUAAUAUGACAUGCUGUAAUCAGGCGAUGUUUAGCUUAUUUUUAUAUCAUUUUUAAUAAGUCUCCCACCGUAUUUCAAAGCAUUUAUCAUCAUAAACAUUUUCUUUUGACAUACAAAGUUACUUUUUGAUUUCCCACCCCUCCUUUCCUAAUGUUUAUUUUUUAGCUGUUUUAUCGCACACAUAUUUUUACUACCCAAACCCCACUACCAUUAAAUCUUUCACGAAUCCGCUGCUUAUUAUUUCACAGUUUGGCUUAUUCUUUUUUAGUUGGUUAGUUUUAGUUUGUUAAAUAUUGUUUCUUGGGUUUUACUUGUUUCGCUGACGAUCAUGGGAUCUAGGCUGUACUUGUGAUGUCCCAUCACGUUGCUGUUAUUUAUUGUUUGUGAGCCCCUUUGGGAUUCACUUGAAUGGAAAGUGGUCAGGGAAAUGCAAUCACAGAGGGAAAGAAUCAUAGAGUUGGAAGGGACCCCCAGAGGUCAUUCAGUCCAACCCCUUGCAAUGCAGGAACCGCAGCUGAAGCACCCAUGGCAGGUGGCCACCCAACCGCUGCUUAAAAACAGCCUUGCGAGGGAGACUGCCCACCCACCCCUUUCUGCCGCUGUCUCUCCUUCUCCCCUCCCUCCCUCCAGCCGUCCCAGCUCUGCUUCAUGAUGGAGGACUCAUUCAACCAGAAGGAGCUUCUGCGCAUGGAGCGCAAGAUCUUGGCCGGCCUGAAGUUCGAGCUGCACUAUGCCAACCCUGUCCACCUGCUGCACCUGCUGGCAGAAGUGGGCCAUUGUGCCAGGGAGGUGAGUGUCAGUCGGGCGGGCAGGGGUCUCCCAGGCCGCAGCUGACUCCUCACUUUCCCUCUUAAAGAGAUGCUGGGGCUCAGAAUGUAGCCUUCCCAAAGCAAGGAAGGAUUGGACUCUGAUUAAUAGAAUACACACGAGGCUUGGCCAGCAAGACUCUGGGAGGAAUGCAUAUAAUAAUUCCUGUCCACCCCUCGGCCCAGGUCGUUUUAUUCACAAAAGAACUUUUUACACAGUGUUCGUAAGAGACAAUCAGAUUUCCUUUGAGCAUUUCAAAAAAAACCCCACGUGGGGACAAAGUUAAAGUUAAAACUACAAAGAAACUAUUUCCUACUUGAGCAUGCAUAGUAGUCCAGAGUAAAUAAAAGAGGGAGCAAGGAGGAGUGCUUUUAAGAAACCCCGGAGGUCAUAAAUAGGAGAGGCAGGAUGGCAGUGUUUACCAUCUUGUGAACUCUCUUCCUGGCCCUUAAGAUCUAUCUAAAGAUUAAACUACGUCAAAGUAACCUACUAUCUUUAUGUACUGAGGGUGCCGGAUGAAGCAACUGGCCUGUGUUUCAGAAUGCUUAUACGUGCCUGUCAGGUGUAGAGAAAUGGGCAGUAGAGGAAAAAUGGCAGAGGUGCAGAGGCUUGUGGGAUUUGAUCAGAAAUUAUUGUCAAUGAAUCAAACCCAGUCAACGCAACGCUUUCAUCGCGGACACAGUGGCUUGAUGCACAUUUCAUAAUUCCUCACAGUAAUCCCAUCUGAUCACUACAUCAGAAGUCAGACCCUUUCCUCCCCGAGUGCAGCUUCUGCACAUGCUCAGAGUCAAGGACGUUGCUGCCCUUCCGAUUGCCUCCUGCUCCUGGCCUGACCUGAGGGCAGGGGCUGGUGAGGGCAGGACUCCUGGGUCCCCCUUCCCCCUACUUGCUCUUCCUCCUGCCCCUCCCCCCAGGUGCUCCUCUUGGCCAUGUACUUCCUGGAGCUUUCUCUGGCGGACUGCGACUGCCUGCGCUUUGAGCCCGCACAGCUCUCUCUGGCUGCCCUGGGCCUGGCACAGAGGGUGCUGCCGGAAGAGGGUGCCAGGCUCUGGGACGCUCUCCAGGAAGGUGCCCCGAACCUCCACUCGUACAGGUAGGAGCAGACCCCUGGACCCCUGGGAGGGGGGAGGAGGCAGCACAGGAGGAGCCCACCUGCCAGUGUGUUUUCUGGGAGGCUGGCGAUUCUCUGUGCCAAUAGGACAAAGACUUUUCAGUUAUGAAUGGGUUUUGUAAUUUUAGGAUUCUGAAGAACUGGAGUCAAAUUCAGAAGCUGCUUCUCAGGCCCCUAAGCUGCCACUCUGGAGACUUAUGUGAAGUCACCAAUAUAUUUCAGUCUUGGAAAGGGCCUUGCUAUGCCCUUUUUAAUUUAUUGUCCUUGAUUUAGCUGAAAUUCCUGCAUUUCAGGGGUUUGGACCAGAUGACCCAACUGUACAGUGCUAAGAUUCUAAGAACCUAUGGAGAGCCUGGCUGCCCCAUCUAAUCCCAUAGCCUAGACUCUCAGCGGUCAGCCAGCCAGCGGUCAUUUGGGGAGCCCCACAAGCACCCCAGCACCUGCUACUCAGAAGCGUCACUGCCUCCUGUGGGAGGGGGUUCCGUAGGGGCUGCAUGAAGGAAGACGUUAUUUUCUCUCUCAGGGUGGGCCAGGAAGCCCCCUGUUCAAAUCUUGCCUCACUGCUGAGUGGGAGAGUGUGCUCUUGUGGGAAUGUUCAGGGAUGCAGGAGAGGAUAUAUUGUUUGAUUAUAGCCUUUCAAACUUGUGUUAACAAGUUCACAAUUUAGCAGAGUAACAUUCCCCUUUUUAAACUCACAGCGGAUGCGUUUGCUCAGGCUCGCUAAAGCCUCUAUAAUAACUGUUCUGGUAUUUCCCCCUUAUUCCCUCAUAAAAGGUAAGACACGACACAGUCUUCUAUAAAAGUAUAAAAAGAGUUUACUCACAUUCUGUUCACAAUCGGAUCCCAGAAAGCAGACUUUGCUUAGAAAAGUAACAUACACCUGGAAACUAUCUCAUAAGGAGACAGUUCCUUUGUCUUCUCUUGGCUGGAGGCCAAGAGAGCAUCUUUGACUAAGCAGAUGUUGCUUCUUCGAUGAAAGUAGUCACAGAGAGAGAGAUGGCUGCCCUGCCCUGUGCUUUUGUCAUCACCUGUACAGGUGAGGCCACGCCCACCUCUAGUCACAUGCAGAGGAAGUCUGUCCCAGCCCAGAAGGAAACAGGAAGUUUACCUGCUGGCUGGACAAACAUUCCUCCCCAUGUGUAAACAUGUUCACUCUAGGAAUGUUGUACUUGACUGCUCUUGUGUUUCACACCCCACAGCUCUGGCAAGUUGCUGCCUCCUCUGUCUUUGCCCCUUAUGGGGGUGAUACUCCGUCUUGUGACAGGGUUGCUGCAGGGACUUAUGGGGUGAUGAUGCCUGGCUUUUACAGAGAGUUCUGUGCCUGGCCUGUGAUUCUUGGGUCCUUUUUGCUGCAGUGAUGCUCUCUGGCUGGCUGGCUGCACAGAGGUCAUCGAUUCAUAUAAUUGAAGGGACCCUGUGGGUCAUCUAGUCCAACCCCCUUCUGGAUCAGGCCAAGGACCUGUCUAGUCCACCAUCCUGUUCUCACAGCAGCAGGAGAGUUGCCUGUGGGAAACUGGCAAGCAGGAUUUGAAUGCAAGAACAACACUCUUCCCUCCUUUAUUCAAAAGCAUAGCUUCCUCCCUUCCUGCCUCUCUCUCAUUGCAGUGAGUCUGAGCUGUCGGCAGUGCACCCUCCCAUGGCCAAGGCUGCCCUGCGGGGCCCCAGCUCCACCCUUCGCGCCACUUUCCUGAAAUACUCGCGGCCUCAAAAACUCUGCACCAGCACCAGCCCCGCCAUCACGGCCUCCGAGUACCUGAGCUGCUUCCUGGGAAGCCCCACUCCAUGA
Podarcis lilfordi (Lilford's wall lizard) is the source of this 6986-nucleotide messenger RNA. Lineage: Eukaryota; Metazoa; Chordata; Lepidosauria; Squamata; Lacertidae. The record is from the annotation of a GenBank genome assembly.